GUCAAAGCGGAAGAGACAUAGUCUCAAUGUGGAGUUCUGUGUGUGAGGUGGUGCUAUAGACGAGUUAUAGCACUGUAGCAACACUAUCAGUAUGAAGAAAAGGCGAUUCAUGCAAUAAAUAAACCCGUUCCUCCUGCUCCAGCUCCAUCUGUAUGGAUACGGCGUGUCGUUGCUCCAAGGUGUACCGUUGUGUUGUUCAGGUUUCGUCAGUAUGCGAUGGGGAAUUGUUGGGCUCAAUGUUGUGGGUUUUUCAGAAGGGAAACCAGCAGGAUCCAUAGAGGAGGGGGUUCCAAAUACUUUCGAACCAAUACUACUGGAGAACACUUUACCAUAGAGUUUGAGAAUCUCGUAGAGAGCGAUGAGGAUGAGAGCCAAGGAAGCAGCCAAAGACCGCUAAGUGAAGAAGAAAUUGGACAUCUUAAAGAAAAACGGUAUAAUGCAAUCACAGAAAAUCAGAAGACAGCAGACGAAAAGCUUCACUUGGAGUUAGCUGCACAGGAGGAGAAGUUAAGGAUAGAAGAGGAGGCUUUUUAUGCUGCUCAGCGCGAAGCUGCCAGGGCAGCAAUACAGAGCAAGCUUCUGGAGCAUAGGCUCCACAAGAUGAAACAGAGGCCGCAACUUGCAGGGAGCGGAGAUUACCAAAAAAGUUUAGCAGCAGGGGAGGAUUUUGAAACCUAUCUGCGGAAUGUAAAGACUCGGUCAGAAGCCUUCAGGAGCAGUAGAGCCACCUCUGAGACAAAUAUGACUCCAAACACAGAAAGCAGCUGUGACUUUACAAGCAAAACCAGGUCCACUAAUGAUGACACAUCGCUGGACCUGGAGUGGGAGGACGAAGAAGGGAUGAACACAAUGAUUCCAGUGAAGGAGCGAUCUAAAACUGAGGAGGACUUACUCCGAGCAACACUGAGACCCAGCGAUAGGAGAACAAGCAGUAAUCCCACAUCAGCCUCCGACGAUUCCAAUGGACUGGAGUGGGAAAACGAUUUUGUUGGCACCCAGAUUGAUGACAAUGGCAAUUCUGAAUAUGCAGGGUUUGUGAACCCAGUUUUAGAACUCUCCUCCUCCUCCUCCUCCUCCUCCUCCUCCAGCGACUUGCAAAAGAUUGACAACAACCAGCAAGAUAGAUAGUGUAAACCGACAUGAGUUGUUUGAAGUGCAACCAAACUGGUAAACUUUUGUCCUUCUGGUCGGGUUUUUUCUUUCUUAAGCCUGUCCUGUUUUGCCUUUUUGGAAUUACCGGGUCUGCUAAACUAAGUGCAAUUUGGGGUUUCGACCAUCUGCCGUGGUUGACAAAAUGAAGCUUUCGUGUAAUGACCCAAUUUCAUACUCCUACAUUUUCUAGUGAUAUCCAGAGAGCACACCAACCUGAAUCCUGCAUGUACUGGAGUUUCAUUUUGGUUGGUGAGAAAUUACUGUAAAAUUGGGGGGAAGGUAGGGGUGGGUGGCUCGUGUCCUUUGAUGCAUUAACACUGAUGUAUUAUCUGAUGUAUAGCACAUAGAAUCAGAUUAAGGAUUUUGUGGUUUUUAUAAUAUGAAAAUAUUCCUGUUUUUUUUGUUCCUCGUUCAAAUCCCCCCCCCCCCCCUCCCCACCACCCCCAGGAAAAUCCAAAUCAUACUACUUCAAAUAUAAAACAUUUCAACUGUAGAUCUGGAAGUGUUUUAUAAAUAGCUUUAAUGCAGGGAAGACAAUGUAUAUAUGAUUACAGAAACAUGAUUUUUCAAACUUUGUAUCUAUUCCAGUGCUACUUAACCUUAAAUCAUUGACUUCAUUGAUGUGAAAACACUUGAAUUGUCAAGAUGGUUUCUGUAAAUAUUUGUCCAGCCUUACCAUUAAAGCAAAACAUUUUAAAUUGUUCACUAACAUGCCUUGGUACCCUUAUGUUUAAGUUAAAGGUGUGACAAAGAAUGUGUUUUGUUUUAGCUAAUCAAACAGGCAUGCUGUGAGACAUAAAGCAAAUUUGUUUUUAGCUGUGCUGCUUCUCCUUCACUGUUAGUGUAUGUUAUUUUUUUACUGAAUAGUUUUUUGCAACCAGAUUAAAACAAAAGAUUCUUCAUCCAA
Molecule: messenger RNA, 2059 nt
Organism: Polyodon spathula (Mississippi paddlefish)
Lineage: Eukaryota; Metazoa; Chordata; Actinopteri; Acipenseriformes; Polyodontidae
Product: AP-1 complex-associated regulatory protein-like
Exons: 10
Coding region: 217-1128 (303 amino acids)
Biological process (GO): negative regulation of substrate adhesion-dependent cell spreading; negative regulation of cell motility; regulation of Arp2/3 complex-mediated actin nucleation
Molecular function (GO): AP-1 adaptor complex binding
Source: RefSeq, a predicted model, not a curated record